AAGUGAUCAGCGAGAAUAUAAUUCCUGACUUCCGUGCACGAGUUUUCAGGCAGAGUAGAAAGUAGUUUCUUCCCAAAUCCAAACAACACACUUGCUAGCGUCGUGUUCAUCUUUCCAUUGUACUUAUCCCCUUGAAGAUCUUUGAUAAUGGCUUCCGAGAGAAAACCUGCCGCAGUCUGGGCUCAGAGAGCUGACGUUGUGUUUGUCACAUUCCAGUUGCUGGACGCUUCCGAUGUAAAUAUCGAUAUGACAGAUUCAUCGCUCACCAUGGCUGCCAAGUCAAAGGGCGCCGAGUACAAAGUGGAACUGGGCCUUUAUGGCGAAAUUGUGCCCGCUGAGUGCAAGAAGCGCAUCACACCACACGAGCUUGCCGUCAUCCUCCACAAGAAAGACACCGAUGGCGGCUGGUGGCCAAGACUUCUCGCCGACUCUAAAAAGGUUCAUUGGUUGAAAGUCGACUUCAACAAGUGGAGAGAUGAGGAUGACUCCGACGAUGGCAAGGACGUGGACACAUCCGGAUUCGGCAAUAUGAUGGGAGGCAUGGGAGGAAUGCCCGGAAUGGGUGGCAUGGGAGGAAUGCCAGGAAUGGGUGGCAUGGGAGGUAUGCCAGGAAUGGGUGGCAUGGGAGGUAUGCCAGGAAUGGGUGGCAUGGGAGGUAUGCCCGGAAUGGGAGGUAUGCCAGACUUCGGUGGACCAGACUUCAAUGACGACAGCGAUGACAGCGACGCAGACGGCAUGCCCGAUCUUGAAGACAAGGCGGCGGCGGCCGCCGAGGAUGAGGUUGAAGCAGCUCCCGCGGAGGCGGCCAGCAGCUAAGCUAGUGCCCGCGGCGCCUCUCCCCCCCUGUUUGGUGGCUUGUGCGGCGUGUGUCUAGGCGUUACGGCGCGAUGUCGACGAUUAGUUUCAAGGAUGCUGCUGCUGGUGUGUGUGUGUGUGUGUGCCCGCGCCCUGCUGCCGCGUGCACAGCGAGUGGCUGCGGUGUUUUUGAUAUCGGCCUCUUAAUGUGUGUGUGUGUGUGUUCGGUGGUAAGUAGGUGUGCACAUCUCACCUAGGCGCCGGGUGCUGCGCAGCUGGGAGAAACGAGACGGAUUAUGUGUUUGCUGUGUCCGCCGCUCGCCUCUCCUUCCUGGUCCGGAAUGGCAGGCAUCUUGUGUUGGGCGCACGUUUCUCGCCUCCGAGCACCAGAAACUGAAAGCUGCUUUCACUGUUAUAUACUUUCUUGCGUUUUUUGAUGAAGUUUUCGCCGCUUUCCUCUUUUCUAGUGCCGGCCGGCUCUGCUGUCCGCCGCCGCGGUGCUCUUUGCACAUAGCAUGCUCUACGCUGUCUGUCCUGGUUGCGCCUCAAGGAGACUCUGAGACUGUGGGUGGGUGUGAUUGGUCAAGUGACUGUAUGCCGUAGAUAGUUGUGUGCUUGAUCUGGCCUGGCCUUGCGGUACAGUGCAUUGUACAGUGAAUUGUAUUGUAUGCCACCGCACUGCCUGCCUGCCUUUUCACUCUUCCUUCUAGUUGGUUUCGCUCCUCUGCGUGCUCAGGGUAAAUUGCGCCCAACCAUCCACUAUUGUUUUUGAUAUGGGAACAUACUCGAGCUAAAAAGACAUUAUGUACCAGCUGAUUCCGGUUUAAUUCUCAGCUUUCUGACAGAGCAGUUCUUUUCUUUUUGCUUCUUCUGUUUGAGAGAGGACUUGCAGGGUGCCUUUUGUUCCCAGCCUCUCCCCCUCUCUCUCUCUCUCUCUAUGUGCUGUUGCUGCUGCUGGUUUCAAUCUUGAUGCUGAUUUUUGCGUCUGCCCACUGG
Sycon ciliatum is the source of this 1791-nucleotide messenger RNA. RefSeq lists its product as uncharacterized. Gene Ontology annotation, cellular component: cytosol; nucleus. Gene Ontology annotation, biological process: chaperone-mediated protein complex assembly; protein folding. The record is from RefSeq and is a predicted model, not a curated record. Gene Ontology annotation, molecular function: Hsp90 protein binding; protein-folding chaperone binding. The transcript is spliced from 8 exons. The coding region runs from base 148 to 816 and encodes 222 amino acids. NCBI's taxonomy places the organism in Eukaryota, Metazoa, Porifera, Calcarea, Leucosolenida, Sycettidae.